This is a messenger RNA of Styela clava, 1962 nucleotides long. RefSeq names its product zinc transporter ZIP9-like. Gene Ontology annotation, biological process: zinc ion transport; transmembrane transport. NCBI's taxonomy places the organism in Eukaryota, Metazoa, Chordata, Ascidiacea, Stolidobranchia, Styelidae. Gene Ontology annotation, cellular component: membrane. Gene Ontology annotation, molecular function: metal ion transmembrane transporter activity. The record is from RefSeq and is a predicted model, not a curated record.
GUUAUUUUACGCGUAGGAUUUUUUAAUCUACCGUAUGUAUAUUUUCAUUAUUAUUUCACUGAAGUCGUGUCAAAGUACAGAAGUAUUGCAGCCUGAGGGCAGAAUUGCGCCGGGACAGGUUUGAUUGACAUGUGCAAAAGUUCAUCUUGUCUAGAAGAUUAGGGGGAGUGCUUGUCUUGUGUGGAGUGACUGACAAAAAGAAUUGAAAGCCUGCAAGUCGCACCAUGAUUUCGGAGUUUUUUUCUGUUGUUGCUCUAUCUGCUUUCAUGUUUGUUGGAUGUCUGGUUUCUGGUUACAUUCCACUCAGCUUUUCUUUAUCACAGAGAAAAAUUCAAUUGUUUACAAUAUUUGGGGCCGGUCUCCUGGUUGGUACUGCUCUAGCUGUUAUAAUACCUGAAGGAGUGGAAACCAUUUAUAAUUCACAUGAACAUGAUAGCUCAGAAAUUUUAGAAGAAAAAAGGAGCAUUGUUGAUGAGGAUGUUUCUCCAUCAGAUUUCAAGUCAGCUGUAGUAGAAGGAGAAAAGCAUGAACAUGAAGAGCACCACGCUAACAAUCACAAGGUUGUAGGAAUAUCCUUGUUAUUGGGAUUUGUAUCUAUGCUACUUGUUGAUCAAUUGAGUGGUUCACAUGGACAUUCUCAUCCUCCGGAUAUAAAACUAGACAAUCUUACACAAAGUGUUGUUGGAACAGCAAGACAGCCACAAUCAUCAAAUAAAGGAAUGACUGCAACUAUAGGAUUAGUUGUUCAUGCAGCUGCAGAUGGAAUAGCAUUAGGUGCUGCUGCAACUACUUCUCGAUCCGAUUUACAAGUCAUUGUGUUUCUAGCAAUAAUGCUGCAUAAGGCCCCUGCAGCAUUUGGCCUUGUAUCAUUUCUUAUGCAUGACGGAUUGGAACCGAGAAAAAUUAAAAGGCAUUUACUUGUAUUUUCAUCAGCGGCACCUGCUCUAGCGAUUUUUACAUUUUUUGUCUUGCACCAGUAUUCAGGUACGACAUUACACAGUGUGAAUGGGACCGGGAUAGCAAUGUUGUUUUCAGCAGGAACUUUUCUGUACGUAGCCACUGUUCAUGUUUUACCAGAAGUUUCACAUCAAGCGUCAAGUGGAAGCCAUUCUUCGGGAUUGAGUCGUUUUGAAGUAACUUUAUUAGUUCUUGGGUGCUUACUUCCUUUAAUUCUUAAUAUUGGACAUCAUCAUUGAAGCCUUUUUAUUUUAUCUACCUUCUUACUUUCAAAGAUAUUCAUUCUAGUAAUAUGUGGUUGCCAAAGUUUAAUGAUAACUUUUUGAAUACCUAUUCCUGACAUUUUACCAUUAUCCUUCUGGAAACGUACUGUACAUCAAAUUGAAUAUUCUCACAGAAAAACCUAAAUAUUCAUUUAUUGUUAUCCAUAUGUAACAUUGGAGGUAAACCAGCAUUUACAAAACCGUGAUCAUAAUUUAAAGUGAAAAUGUAGCCCUUGUUUUUGUCAAACAGUGAUGAUGGAUAGAUACAAAGCACCAACUAUAAAGCAAGCUUGAGUGUACCUAAUUUUGGCUUUCCUGCAAUACAGACACAAUUUGAGUAUUUUCGGUCCUGUAUAUGUGAAAAAUCUUCAUCCCAUGACAUUGGGAGGUUUUCAUUUGUAAAAAGUAAAUUCAAACAGAAUAUACGUUCCAUAUAAGAAAUCUAUCUUCGUCUUGAAAACUGGGAUUUUAGUGUGCUUUUUUAAUAUUUAUUUACAGUUUGUUUUGAACAGAGUGAGUACUGUUGAAUUUUCAUAUUACUCUCGCAAAUGAGAAUAACUUCUAUAUACCAGUUCAUGGAUAUAUUAUCCUCUAACAACUGUUCACGUUUUCAGAAUAAUCUUCUAAUUUGUCAGAAGUUUAACAAAUUUGUUUCGUUUGUUUUUUAUUUAGUGCAAUGAAGUGUGGUUUUAGCAUGGCCAAAUUGGUCCAACUGAAUUUAAAAUAUAAGUUUGCCAUAGAA